GGCGCUCCAUUUUCGCCAUUUUGAUGCCAGAGAGAAGCACUUUUGCACCCCAGGAAUAAAAUAAAGCAGCGCAUCACGAGCUCCCAGGCCAAAGAUCAGACACAACUGCAGCAUCAGAAUGGAGGACAGUAGUGGAGUUGCUGUCCUUGUGCCUCACUCUAGAGGCCAGCGGGAUACCGUCUUCGUUCCCGACAGAUGUCUUCAUGGUGCUGAAGACCAGCAACGGCAGCAGCAAAAGCAGGCUGCCGACUCUCUUAUUCAGGUCAUUGAGAAGCUCAGCAAGAUCGUGGAAAAGCGGCCCAAGCGAUGCACUGUCUCUGGGAAAAAGAGACCCUUGAUGAUCUGUGCGUCUGUACCUGUUCCGGACAGCAGGGACAGCACUGAAGGGCUCACACCUUGUAAGAGAUCCAGAGAACAAAGAGAUGACUGCCCAACAUCCAGCAGCACACCUGGGCACAUGUUCGAAUCCGAGCCUUCAAGUUUAGGCACUCGGACGGUCACCUGCUACCAGUGCAGUAUGUGCCGAUUUGUCUCCCCUAAAUUGGAGCUGUUGAAAGAGCAUCUGCUGCUUCAUGACGAGCAGCACAGUGACCUCAUCCUCAUGUGCUCAGAGUGCCAGUUCACUUCAAACCAUCAAGAGGAGCUGGUGGCACAUGUAAGACUUCACCUGGAGGAAAGCGAUCAUGCCAGACACAUCCUAGAUGAGCAAGGGAUCGCAUCGGCAAGGAGAGCUCACCAAAGGAUGGCAGUUUUGAAGGUGAGAAAUAUGGAAUCAGACAAGACGAUUACGCCGAAGAAGUGGUACAGCUUUGAGCAGGGCAGGUACCGUUGUCUCAUCUGCAACUAUGAAUGCAGACAACAGCGUAAUCUGAAGACCCACGCAUGGAAACACGCUGGCUUGGUUGACUGCUCGUACCCCAUAUUUGAAGAUGAGACAGACUGUCCUGAUACUUUACAAAGCACCAGUUCUCAUUUGGUUCCAGCAGGUAGGGAGGAUACAAUUGUAGUACUCGCAGCAGUUGGAGGAAAACCUCAGACAAUUCAUGGCUCCUCCAGCCUCCAGCUAGAGCUGUGUGCUUCACCAGAAGUGAGGUGUCAAGGGGAGAAGGAAGGUUUGAAAACAGUGGAGGUCAAACUCCCAGUGAUUAGUCAAGUUUUUUCUCUUAAAGACCCAGAGGAGCACUUGGUGGAGGUGCAGGUGACACCAGAAGCACAAAUGGAGCUGGAGUUGGAGACUGAGAGCCAACAGGCAAGCUCCGACAGCCUCCUGUCCUCUGCACAGAAGAUUAUCAACUGCAGUGGCAACAGCGCUGGCCAUGUCAACGUCAUCGUGGAACGCCUUCCCUGUGCCGAGGAACCGGUGUCAAGCAAACCUCUGCUCCUCAGCCCAGAAGUACGAGGUGACAAGACCCUUCUUUCCUCUGAGGAGCCAGAUUUAGAGAGCCAACACCUCCCUGUAUACUACAAACAAAAGGAGGAGGUUGUGAUUGCCUGGAAUGGAGAAGAUCGACAACAGGAGGAAGAGUCGAUGUCUUUGGGUUCUUCCUCGGAUGAAAACAUGCCACCGGUUCGGAGGAGGACUUACUCAGAGUCUCUUCGGCUGCAUUCUUUGGCAGCCGAAGCAUUGGUGGCCAUGCCCAUGAGGACCCCAGAGCUCAGCAAAACCGCUGCAAAAGAUAUCCAUGACCUGAGUACUCAAAGCCCUGACACAGGCCAGAGAAUUAUAGAGAUUGCUGAUACCACCAACCUUAAGGUGUCUUCAGGAGAACUCGCUGCUGCAGUUGGAGAUGCAGGUGCACUUCUUAACAUUGGCUUCCAGAGUUCAAAAGAUUCUCGAGAUGUGCUGGUCGAGGGACCCUCCAAAGUUGGAAUCAGCAUGUCUCUUUUGACUGUAAUUGAGCGCCUGCAAGAGCGUUCAGACCAAAACACUUCAGACGAGGACAUUCUGAAAGAAUUGCAGGACAAUGCCCAAAGCCAACAUGCAGGUGGAGUUCCUGGGGUUGCUGCUGUGCCUAGUGACAUUUCCACUACAGACGGUCUGGUGGAAUAUAUUGCUGGGAGCGAAAGGCCCUACCGGUGUCGACUGUGCCUGUACAGCAGCGGAAACAAGGGUUACAUAAAGCAGCACCUACGUGUACACAGACAGAGACAGCCCUACCAGUGCCCCAUCUGUGAGCAUAUAGCCUGUGACAGUAAGGACCUGGAACGUCACAUGAUCCACCACUUCAAGCCUCGCAUGUACAACUGCAAACAGUGCACUGAGAGGUUCCACUACAAGAGUCAGCUGAGAAACCACGAGAGAGAUGGGCAUGGGAUAGACGACAUGAGCAGCACACUGACCCACGUUGCUGAAAGCACAACAAUCAUUGAAGAGUCAGCCAAGAUAACAGAUGAAGAUUAUUGA
Molecule: messenger RNA, 2404 nt
Organism: Sinocyclocheilus grahami
Lineage: Eukaryota; Metazoa; Chordata; Actinopteri; Cypriniformes; Cyprinidae
Product: zinc finger protein 507-like
Exons: 4
Coding region: 119-2404 (761 amino acids)
Biological process (GO): positive regulation of transcription by RNA polymerase II
Cellular component (GO): nucleus
Source: RefSeq, a predicted model, not a curated record